GAUUUGGCAUCUUUUGAAUCAGUCGCCUUACCAGCUUUGAAAAAGGGAUCACUGAGUGAAAACAAAAACAGUGUUAUGAUAAUUGAUGAAAUCGGCAAGAUGGAAAUGUUCAGCAGACAAUUCGAAAAUUUGGUUAGGACAGUGUCGUGAUUCUAACUUGAAAUGAGAAGAUGUUUUCAACGUUGCUAUUAAUGUUAACAAAAUACUAAACAAACUAAAUGUAAUGGAUUUUGAAAAUAAAAAAUUUCGUGAUCAAUUGGACAUUGUUUUGGAAAAACAGUUCAAAAAUUCUCAAGAUUCUCAAGCAUGUUCAACUAAUACAUGUCGUAACAAAUCCAUGCAAGAUAAGUUUGAUGCUCAAGCUAACACAAUUUCUGAUGACGAACUAAAUAGCUCGAAUAAAAUUAUUAUUUUUAUAAGUGAUGUGAAUGUAAUUGAUGUACCAUCCAAUACUGUUCAAAAGGUUAGAGAAACUAACACAUCUUCAAAACAAGUAAGUGACUACAACUUUGAAUUAUUACUAAGCAUGAAUUUAAAAGACAACUCCCAAUGUAGAAUUUUAACAGAUUCAAGACAGUCUCUUGUUCAUAGUGUUCAAGACAAAAUUAACGACCUUAAGACAAUUCAGUCUGAAACUCUUAGUACAAUUCUUGAAGAAUUAAGUCGACUAAACACUGGAAUUAUCAACUUGAAUAGGAGAGUGAAUUCUUUUGAAGAGUGUAGUGCUUUGUCAUCUAGUUAGAGUAGUAAGAAUACCACUAAUUUUAAUCCACCGGUUGUAAAUCGGACUAAUAAUAAAUCUAAAAAUUCUGAUGAGUUAAUGCAAGCUCAUGAAGGAAACUCAAUGAAUCCUUCUGUGACAGAAGGUAAAAAAUGGAAUGUGGUCGCAAAGCGAAAUAAAUUCAAGAUACACAACAGUGAGACUAAUAUAUCAGAUAAAAAUAAGCAUGCAGUUUUGCAUUCAAAUGAAAGCAGUGGCUUGACAAAACCUAGUGGGUACAGUAAUAACAGUACUAAUGGUAGAAGUAAGCCUACUAAUGAGGUCGGUGUUGAUGCAUCUGUCAAUAAGAGUAACAGUUUUAAUCAUAUUGUGGGUAGUGGAACGAGUACAUCCAAAUUGAUAUCAGCCCAAAGGAAGGACUGGAUUUUUGUUUCCAAGUUGGCAGUGGAUACUAAAUGUGAGGCUGUUUCUUAAUAUGUAAAACAAUUUAUUUCAGGUGAAAUUUUGUGUGAGGAGGUGAAAUCAAAGUUUCCUACUUACAAAUCAUUUAAAAUAGCAGUUGAUGUAGGUAAUAAGGACAAAAUUAUCAAAUCUGAGAUAUGGCCUGAAGGUGUACUUGUAAGUAGAUACCGGUUCCAGAAACAACCACAACCUAAAUCCAAGCAUUUUUUAGGCCAAAAGAAAAAUUAAUGUGUUCAAGACCUUCUCCUUCCAAUCAAUUCAAUGACUUGAAUAAUGUGACAAGUGCAACCAAAAAAAAGGACCUGUGGAUCUGUUUCAUAAAAGUUCAGUGUCUACGCACCAAGCUUGAGUCCCUUGAACUCCUGUGUGAGGAGGUGUCACCUGACUUUCUGUGCAUAUGUGAGCAUUGGCUCAAGCACUAAGAAACUGAGUUCUAUCACAGUAUUAGCAGUCUAGGUUUGUCAAGUAUACACUGCAGGGAUACCAUGAGUUGUGGAGGUACUGCUGUUUAUGUGGAGGAGAAACUAAAGUCUGAAGUAAGAAUUGUUGAUUUAAAAAGAUUCAGUGUAGACUCUGUCAUUGAACUGUAUGCAGUGUUGUAUUUGAGUUGCUCACUAUUAAUUUUAACAGUUUACAGAUCAUCAAAUGGUGAUAUCAAUUCUUUCUUUGACAUGUUGGAGGAUUGUCUAGGUCAUCUGAAUGCUCUACAGUACCAGAUAGUUAUGUGUGGCGAUUUUAAUAUACAUCUGGAGGAGUAUGGUGUUUUGGAAAAUCGAUUCACAGUUCUUCUCAGGAGCUAUGGUCUUAUCAUCGGCAACAGGGCCCCAACUAGAGGAACCGCUUGUUUGGAUACAGUUGCAACAAUGCUGGAUUCAUGGGACUAUGUUGUUGAAGUGAUUGAACCAGUUGUGGCAGAUCAUCAGGCCCUGCUUAUAGAUGUUGGCCUAUCCAAAGCAGAAAGAGUCAAUCCUGAAUGGUUCUGUAAAUACAGGUUCACACAUAGGAGAACUGAUGAAAACAACUUACCUGUUUUUGCUGGAAUGCUUGGGAGAGUCAACUGGAGUAUCUACAUUAAUUGUGAUUGGAGAAUUUCUUUCAGUAAUUUCUUCCAGAGGUUCAUGAGUAUGUUUGACGACUUCCUCCCAAAAAGAGUGAGGCGGUUUACUGGGAGAAGAAAUGAACCCUUCAGUCAUGUUGAUAAGUCAUGGUAUACAGCAGACUUGGCUAGUAUUAGAACACUUGUUAUUAUUGCCAACAAUAUGUACAAGAAUGUUGUAACUGCAGAGGAGAGAAACAAGUUCUAUUCAGCUUACCUCAGACUGAAGAAGAUAUAUCAACCGGAUAUUGUCAACUCAAAGAGCAUCUGGAAUGAGGGUCGUAUUAGGAAUGCUCCAAACCCAUGCUAGGCAGCCUGGAAUUUUAUCAACAGCUCCAAAAGCGAGAAAGUUGUACUGUCAGGAUGUGCAAGUCCUGAUGACUUCAACAAUUUCUUUAUUCACACAGUGGCUGGGAUAGUGGAGGCUCUCACCGGUUCACCUGAUGAUGCAGUGAAUCAUGUUCCUGUCAGUGUUUGCAGUUUUGUGAAGUGGGAGAAAAUUUCCCCUGUAGACCUGAUAAAAAUAGUCAAGGGAUACAAGAGCUCAACAAGUCCUGACAUCUAUGGAAUCUCAACAGUGGUAUUGAAGUCAAUAGUUGAUGUUUUAGCUGUUGUUAUAGUUGAUGACUGCUUAGAUUCUGGAGUUUUUCCCAAGGAGCUGAAGACAUCAAGGACAAUUCCAAUCUUCAAGAAAGGUGAACCUGAUGAAUUGUCAAAUUUCAGGCCAGUCUCGAUAAUUCCUGUAUUUGGCAAACUCAUGGAAUUGGUGAUGUAUGUUCAGCUUUCACGGUAUUUUUAGAGUAAUUCCAUCUUCCAACAUCACCAGUAUGGAUUCCGUCAGGGGAGAUCAACCACGGGAGCUGUGCGGUAUUUAGUGGAGUCGGUUCUUGGGGCAAUGGAGGGCAGGCAGUCGGUCUCAGUUGCUUUGUGUGAUUUGACCAAGGCAUUCGACUGUGUCUCGCAUGACAUACUAUUGGGUAAAAUGAAGAGGUAUAGGAUAAGUGGAGUUCCCCUGAAAACCAUGGAGGAUUACCUCUCCAAUAGAAUACAGGUCACAUCGGUGAAUGGUGCGGAAUCACGGUCGAAGGAGGUGAUCUAUGGAGUGCUGCAGGGAUCGAUUCUUGGUCCUCUGUUGUUCCUUGUAUUCAUCAACGACUUCAGUGUGCAUGGAAGAGCCUUAUUGUUUGCUGAUGAUACCUCCCUGCUGGCCCAGGAUGAGGACCCCCAAACUGCUGUUGCCCAGUCUAAUCUUCUUGUAGAAGAGGCUUGCCAGUGGUUUGAAUCAAACAAACUGUGUCUAAAAGAGGGGAAAACACAGAACCUGUUAUGCACCUUAAGGCGUGGUCAGGCUCAUGGUGAGGCAGAGGUCAAACUCUUGGGUUUUGUGAUUGACCCCACUCUAUCAUUGGAUCGACAUAUUGGCAUCCUGUGCAAUCGACUGGCCAGGGUGACGUUUUUGAUGUGGAAGCUGAAGCAACAUGUGCCUGCCAACUACUUAAUUACAGCCUACCAUGGGCUGUUCCAUAGUCAUAUAAGCUACAGAAUAGUACUAUGGGGCCAUGCAGGUAGCUGUGAAAGGAUUCUCCUUCUACAGAAGAAAGUUCUUUGUGUCAUCACGUCAUCGCAUUACCUGGAGCACUGCCAGCCAAUCUUAAAAUGUCUGAAAAUACUGACAGUGUACAGUCAGUACAUGUAUAGCUCCCUACGGCUCCUAAGGAGUUAGGUUCAUGCCUACCAGGAGAGGGGCCAGCUGCACCACCACAAUACCAGGAGAUGGGGCAACAUUGACCUGCCCUACUCUAGACUAUCGAAAGCACACGAUUGCUACCCCUUACGGAUGCUAAAAAAUUUUAACAGACUGCCAAUUUGUGUUCGUGAGCUGGAGUAUGGGAAGUUUUGUAGGCUGGUACGUGAAAAACUCAUCAACUACCCUCUCAGGGUCACUAGUCGGCCCAAAAAUUUUCCAGAAUCCUGACUAUGCUACUUCUCUUUCUACACAAUCUUUCAUAGUUGCAAUUUGACUUACAAGCUACAAAAUUUCUCAAGUCUCAAAGAGGAUAGUGAUUAAAUGGGCAUGUGUAGAAUGAAAAAUACAAUAAUAACUUAAAUUCAAUAAAAUAUAAUUUUAUCUUUUCAAGGAAAAAGAGCAGAAUCAAAAACCAAGCAAAAUAAAUUUGUCUGAAAAUCAGGCUUGUGCGUGGGUAUGUCCAUGGUGGGAUAGAAAUGGAUCCAGUUUUGGGUGGGCUCAGAACUAUAGCUUUGAAUAAAAUUAUAGUCAUAUUUAGCAGGAGUCGGCUUCACCCAUUCAACUGGAAUAGCAGAUACAUAUCUGAUCUAUAAUAAUUUAAUAGUACAACCAUGGGAUUAGUAUCCCAUUACAGAUUAAUAGUAAGAUUCCUGCAGGUCAAGAUUACUCUAAAAAAAAGAGGAAUUAAAAAAAUAUAUACCACGGUAAACGUCAAGUCAAUAAUUGAGUUGUCCAUUGGAUCCCGUCAUUUAAUUUUAAGAAUCUGUGAAUGACGUAGUAUUUAGUGUUUAUAUAUAUAGCUAUAGUGUAGUCCACAUUAUAAUGGUGGUGUUUGAUUAGCAAUGGUAUUGCUAUCUUUGUCUAUCAUUCAACAAAGCGGAUAGCGCUAUCUCUUUCUCGCUUUGUUCUGUUGCCACAUUGUCUUUCGACAAUGUAGAAUUUAAUGACAAUUGACAAGA
Molecule: messenger RNA, 4985 nt
Organism: Nilaparvata lugens (brown planthopper)
Lineage: Eukaryota; Metazoa; Arthropoda; Insecta; Hemiptera; Delphacidae
Gene: Ipp
Product: inositol polyphosphate 1-phosphatase
Exons: 2
Coding region: 1669-2589 (306 amino acids)
Molecular function (GO): inositol-1,4-bisphosphate 1-phosphatase activity
Source: RefSeq, a predicted model, not a curated record